UAUUUGCGCCAUUUUGGAUAGGGCAGUUUCUAGCCUGAUGUGUAUUGUCUGUCAGUGAGGAGAAUAGUCAAAGCUUCACCGGCUGCUGGGCAAUAAUAGAAAGACUUUAGGCUAUUUCUUUUGAAAGAGUGGAGUUAUCCCCAACAACAGGGCAGGGGUCUGUCCUCUCUACUUCAGGGGAAUGUACGUUUUAAUUGUCUAAUGAGUGGUGAGGGGCUUUCAGUUGCUGUUUGCCGACCGCAGGGACGAAGAUAGUCUUUUCCUCUGCGAGGGGGAGUUUUGGUUUGGAGGAGAGAAAGACGGCCGGGUGGCUCGGUCCCAAACGUUACCCGACGACGCUAGCUGUCACCUGCAGAGGAUAACACCGAGAUAUCUGCUACAAGAGAAAGUGUCUACACAUCCUGAAGUGACACAUUUCACUCAGACGGGAGAGCUGGAUGUGAAAGCAGGUGGGCAGGAUGUUCCAGCUCCCUGUCAAUAACCUGGGCAGUCUACGGAAAGCAAGGAAAAAUGUUAAAAGGGUCCUCGGGGAUAUUGGUUUGGAGUUCUGCAGAGAUCACCUAGAGGACUACAAAGAUUAUACUCCUCCAGAGGUGUAUAUAAAGCACACGAACUGGGAUGAUGUAUGCAUGUGGGAACCUUCACAUACCAAAGUCCAGGACUACAGAUCAAAACCUUUCUGCUGCACUGGCUGCCUCUUUUCAUCCAAGUACUUCUCUGCAUACAAGAGCCACUUCCGCAAUGUCCACAGCGAGGACUUUGAGAACAACAUCCUGCUCAACUGCCCCUACUGCACUUACAAUGGCAACAAAAAGACUCUGGAAACACACAUUAAACUAUUCCACAUGCCCAACAACGCUGUGCGGCAAACCACUGGUGGAAUGGUGGCUGGAGCUGGAGGGGUGAUGAUGAAGGAUGGUGUCCUAAAGAGGACUGGGGACAGUGUGGAACAGGCUGUGUACUACUGCAAGAAGUGCACCUACAGGGACCCUUUGUACAAUGUGGUGCGAAAGCAUAUCUACCGGGAACACUUCCAGCAAGUGGCCCAGCCCUACAUUGUGAAACCAGGAGAGAAGACAAACGCUCAGAACGGUGGCACAGCAGGAGCUACAGGCAAUACAGAGAGUAAUAAAACAAACAUUGUCAACAGUAACCAGAUUCAUUGCAAGAAGUGUCUGUUUGUUCCCAGGACCUACGAGGCACUUGUUCAACAUGUCAUUGAGGAUCACGAGAGGAUAGGCUACCAGGUAACUGCCAUGAUUGGACACACCAGUGUGAUAUUCCCUCGUCCCAAACCAACCCUCAUUAUCCCCCCAAAAACCCUAGGUGACAAAACCAUCAUAGGGAUGGGCCCUAAAGGUGCAGUAAUGGCCACUACCAGGACUCCUGGCUCACAGCAGCUGGGUCGUGUUGUCAUCCCAUCAAAGACAGGUUUCAACUCCAGUCUUUUAUCUGGGUUGAAACAUGAUGCAGUAAGAUUAAAAGCUGGGACCACCCAGCCAUUUUCUGUUGGCAGUCAGCAAGUGAGGGUUACUUUACCAGGCAAUGCCCAAGUUUCCGUGCCGCAGCAGUCACAUGCUGCAAAGCAGCUUAUUUCUGGAGGCAACCUGCGGGGUCAAGUUGUUGUCAGCGCCUCUUCCUCACUCAAAUCCAACUCCCUGGGUUCACGUGUCCAGGCGGCAGCUACCACUGUAGCUUCUGUCACUUCUAAGAAAGGUGGUUCCUCAGUCCUUGGCACAUCUUAUACACAGAAGUGGAAAAUCUGCACCAUCUGCAAUGAGCUCUUUCCAGAGAAUGUCUAUAGUGCUCAUUUUGAGAAAGAACACAAAGCUGAGAAGGUCCCUGCUGUAGCAAACUACAUCAUGAAGAUCCACAACUUCACCAGCAAGUGUCUCUACUGCAACCGCUAUCUCCCAAGUGACACUUUGUUAAACCACAUGUUGAUUCAUGGUCUGUCUUGCCCACACUGCCGUGCAACCUUUAAUGACGUUGAGAAGAUGGUGGCUCACAUGCGCCUGUCCCACCCAGAUGAGAGCGUUGGCCCACGCACAGAUUCUCCCUUGACCUUUGACCUCACGCUGCAGCAGGGUAGUCCCAAAAAUGUUCAGUUGAUUGUUACUACCUACAAUAUGAAAGAUGCCCCAGAGGAAUCUGUGGCAUUUCAUGCUCAAAACAACAACACCGCCUCUGUCCCAUCAGCCUUGUCUGCCUCCCUUAUAUCAGGCAAGAGGUUAAUGCCUCAACAUCCGCCCAAAACGCCUUUAGCAACUGCUGACAGUGCACCAACAAAGAGUAUCCCUCAGGCUUCUGUGCCCUACAAGAGGGAUGUGGGCAAGACACUUUGUCCCCUUUGUUUUUCAAUCCUCAAGGGCCCAAUCUCAGACUCACUGGCACACCACCUGAGAGACAGGCACCAGGUGAUUCAGACAGUCCACCCUGUGGAGAAGAAGUUGACCUACAAGUGUAUUCACUGCUUGGGGGUUUAUACUAGCAACAUGACUGCCUCCACCAUCACACUACAUUUGGUGCACUGUCGAGGUGUAGGGAAAUCACAGAAUGGACAGGAUAGCCGGCCAGCACAUUCUCCUCGUGCUGGCCAGAACCAGAGCAGCUCUCUCAAACGGGCCAGCUUUGAUAGUUCUGACUCUGGUGCACCAAAAAGGAGGAGGCCCGGACCCCCUGGAGAAAGGGCCCACCCACGGGAUUACAAUGGUCCAUGUGCAUUUGUAGAGAAUUCUGAUGAGCCUGUAACUCUGGCUCUUGACCCCAAAGGACAGGAAAAUGAGUCUUACGAAUCCAGAAAGGCAUUCCUCACACAAUAUUUCAAUCAAGCACCAUAUCCUACACGACGGGAGGUAGAGAAGCUAGCAGCCAGUCUUUGGCUAUGGAAGUCUGACAUCUCCAGCCACUUUGUGAACAAAAGGAGGAAAUGUGUACAGGAAUGUGAAACCCAAAAUGCGAAUGUGUUGCUUGGGUUCAGUAUGCACGAGCUUAGUAAAGUAAGACAUGAGCUAGCAUUUGUUCUGGACGAUGUGUUUGAGGGCGGACAAAGCAAGAGGCGGACGUCUAGUACACAUAUGGGGUUGUCAGAGCAGGCUCUACAGAGACAUAAGGAGCUUGUUGCUGCUAAUGGUGGUGUGGCCCCGCCAAGAAAGGGACAGCCCAUUGAAGAAGAUACUACAGUAACCCCAUCUGCCCUAAAACCUGUCAGUGCCAGCAGAAACCAACCCAAGACAAUCAACAGCACCAUACCACAGAAAAUGCCUCUAGACCUUUCUGAGCCCAUUGCCAUCGACUCUGACAGUGAUGAGGAAGAGCAGCAUAACAGGGAACAAGAGGGAGAGGUACAUCUCCAUGGUAACAAACAGCUUACUGGAGCUAAAGAAAGAACUGAGCCAAGGACAGGGGCCAAGAUUGUUUCAGAUCUUGAUGAUUUGUCGGAUGACGAUGAGGACGAUGAUGAUGAAGAUGAUGAUGAUGAGGACGAAGGCGCACAUGUAGAGAAUGGUUUUGGGCCCUCAGUGGUCUCAGGAAGACUGGAUGCUAAAGGAAGAGACACUCUGCCCAUCAUAAUUCCCAAGUUUGUUCCUUCAUCUGCAAGAAGUGGGAGGGACAGGGCCCAGCUGGGCAAACAGCAGGUCUGACUGUUAAAAUCAACAAGACUCACACAGUCAGAGAGACACUUAAGUUUUGAUCCAUGCCAACAAAUCUGCCUCGCUUGAACCGAAGGACAAUGCCUGGUGAAGGUGGGAGUAAAAAAAAGAUGGAACAACUUGAGUCAACUCAAAACAAGCCAUCCAGUGACAUUUAUGGACAGGACUCAACAAGCAGCUAAGAUUGAUGUAAAGAUUUGUAAACAGUUUUAAUCUGUUUCCUCCAGUGUGAGGGCUGGUGCAAAGAAAAAGGUUACACCAAACAAAUAGAAAGUUUUUUGCCUUCUAUAUUCUUUAUUACAUUGAGAUAAGGAGUAAUUAAAGUUGAUUUAGCCACUGAACUUGUUAAAGUGGCUCAAAAUAAUGAGUUAUUGUUCGGUUAAGCUUUUGAGCUGACCAGAUAAUCCAUCAUUUUUCCUUCUACUGAGAUGGGUAAUGUAAAUUUGUACAGUCUUUUAGACGUGUUUGGACACAUGUUGCCGUACAUGUACCCUUAAAUAUUUGCUAUUACCUGUAUGUAAGGUAGCCUCAUAAGUUCUACAUUGGUAUGCUUAACGCUAGAUGUUGCUUUGGUGGCUGGUAUUUUCUUCUGUGUUAAGAUUAUUUUUUAACAAACCUAGGUUUCUUUUUUUUUGCAAAAUAAUAUAUCUAUAUAUAAAUGAAAUAAUAGAAUGAUUUGUUUUUGCUUUUAACUUGAUUAGAUUUUAUUUUUUUAAGUUUUGUUUUCCCAAGUUUUUGGUUCUGACAAAAUACUGGCGCUGAGUUUUUCACGUUCUCUUACAGUAUCAAGGAUCAUUUCAUCAUCUUUUGCAGCCUUAUGCUCACUAGCCUUGACUCGACUCUUCUUGCUCUCUAUUUUCAGUUCAAAUAGUUUCUUUGCUCCACAAGGCUGGGCUGUCACAAUCCUGACACUCACAGAAGUUGAAGCCUUUUUUUUCCCAAAAAUAUAGUCGUGUUCAAUAUGUGUUCUUUGAAUUGUGCGUAUUUUGUUUUGUUUCCAUUUUUCACUUAAGCAUUUAUGAACAAUAAAGUGCUGUAAUUGUGCUUCUCACUUAA
Labrus bergylta (ballan wrasse) is the source of this 4709-nucleotide messenger RNA. It is a transcript of the gene adnpb, whose product is annotated as activity-dependent neuroprotector homeobox b. Gene Ontology annotation, cellular component: nucleus. Gene Ontology annotation, molecular function: DNA binding. Lineage: Eukaryota; Metazoa; Chordata; Actinopteri; Labriformes; Labridae. The record is from RefSeq and is a predicted model, not a curated record. Gene Ontology annotation, biological process: regulation of gene expression.